UUUUCUUGUUUCGAUGUUGGCGUGCUGCGCUGCUACAGCGGUGAAGAGUCACGUAAAUGAUGCGGAUGUGCCCCGCUAGCACCCACUACUACGUGCAGUAAGACACUCUUGUCAGCUGCGUGUGCAAUGGAAAACAUUACAGAAAUACUUGACGGACUUAAGCUCGGCGUUGGCGAAGAACAAAAGGUGGUCGAUGCCGAUUUAUGUCUUCGCCUGAAGUCUCUCCUGGCCCUCCUCGCAGCUGAUGAGCAACCUUCCAAGUCGGAAGCUAGCCGGCAGCAGCUGUGUGAGCGUCUCUUGAAGAGUGUAUUUGUAAGCUCCACAAAAGAUCUUCUGAAGUCUUCCUCGACCAUCAGUGAAGAAACUUUGACUCAUCUUGUUCAAGUGAUAGCUGAAGCGGCCAAAUAUGAGCCGCUGAGAAAACAGUUGACAGAUGGAGCAGUUGUGGAUCCACUCCUGGUACUUGUAUCUCAUAAAAACUAUGCAGUGGUGCUCCAAGCUUGCCGUGCUCUUGGAAAUAUCUGUUAUGAUAAUGAUGACGGCAGGGAUCUUGUUCGAGCUAAACAAGGUGUAGAGCAGCUGCUGCAGCUGCUGCAAAAUGUUCUUGAAGUUGACUCAGCACCAAAAGAUCUGCAUACUGUUGUUUCAGGAUGCCUCCUAAACUUGACGGAUAUGCAAGAAAUACAAGAAGAUGCCCUUCGUUUAGGUGUCAUUGAUAUUUUGCUCAAGUACCUCCAAAAGUAUUCAGAUGUUGAAGAUGUCGUCAUGCACUGCAUCUUGGUUCUCAACGGUAUUGCAGAUUCAGAUGAUGGUCGUAAACGGCUUACUGAAAAACAUACUCUGUCCCUUCUGCUUAGUAAUCUCGACAAAGUUUUCUCAGAAGAAGUGACUGAGGUUCUGCUCGAGUUGUUUGGAAACCUUGCUGAAAGUGAUGAAGUAAAAGAAGACCUUGUGGAACUGGGCUUUUGUGAGAAGCUCAUAGAAGUCUUGAAGAGAUUUCAGUCUGGGCCUGGAACUCCUUCAUCAGAAGAGAGACAGAGCGUAAUAAAAACCAUCUGCGACCUUACAGUCCUUGUCCUAACCGGAGAUGCUAGUAUGCGGCAUGUCUACCAGAAUGGUAGUGGGCCCAUCUACAAGGCCACGAUGGCAUGGCUCCAGGCAGAUGACGACAACCUUCGUGUGGCUGGAGCCCUGUCAGCCGGCAACUUUGCUCGCAAAGAUGAUCACUGCAUUCAGAUGGUCAGAGAUGGUGUUGCGAAGCGUCUGCUGGACCUUCUUACAGAGCACACAGGAACAGAUGGAGACAUCAGACUGCAGCAUGCCUUAUUGGCAGCAUUGCGGAACCUUGCCAUUCCAUUGGACAACAAGCCUCUACUCGCAGAACUUGGCGCUGUUGACAAGUUGUUGUCAAUGCUGGCCGUGGAGACAUUCCCUGUCGUCUUCAAGCUUCUUGGCACAUUACGCAUGCUAGUUGACAAACAAGAGCUUGUCGCUACAAAGUUGGGCCUGAAUGAGCAGCUGGUGAAGCAUCUUGUGACAUGGUGUAGCAUUGAAGACCACCCGGGUGUCAAAGGUGAAUCGGUACGGCUGCUCGCCUGGAUAGCAAAAAACAGUGCGUCACCUGAAGCAAAGGCAGUACUGUGCCGUCUGGGUGCAUUGCCUCACUGGGUGUCUAUGCUUUCCUCUGAGCACAGUCUCAUGCAGGCGGAAGGGCUUUUGGCUCUCACACUUUCCCUCACGCCACCACCAUCCAGUACUACUCUUGAAGAGCUGAAGAAGACUAAUCUUCUUUCUCUGCUGCGGUCGUUGCUCGAAUCACCAGAAGUAUCGCCUGAAGCUCUGCAGAACGCAGUUGCUUUCACUACUGCGCUAGCCAGCCUUGACUCUUUCAGGCCCCUUCUACAGGCUGAAGGCUAUGCAGCAAUCCUCACUGACCUAAAGGACCACAGUAACCAUCUGCUGUCAAAAUCUGCAGCACAGGCCCUGCAAAUCCUCGAAAAAAAGGCAUGAAGCGGCAGGCUUGAGCAGCAUUUGGGGCAUUACUGUGGCUGCAUUGGCAAAAACCAUUUCGUUGGCAUUUCUGUGUGCAGCAUACAUAAUUAAUGUUCAGGCCUUUGCAUGCACCUUUGGCAAAGAUAGGUGGUAUGCAGGACAAACGUGUUUUUUUCUCUAUUGAAGAUGAGUCAUUUUGUGAAAACUUUGGAGUGGCAACUCUACUUUCUUCAUGGCAUGACCGUUGCUUGAGAAAUAUUUAAAUGAAAUGUUGUUAAGAUCAUUCUUAUAAAUAUGCAGACUAUUCUUGCUCGAGGGAAAAAUACUAUCGUAAAAUAUUGAGCAUGUACUCUCUCCAAUUUUUUCUUUAAUUUCAAAUUUCUGCGUCUAUCCAGGAAAGUCCUACCCCUCCCUUUCUGCAUCCUGAUCAUGCAUGAUUUCCAGGCAACAUUUGCCUGCAUGAAUCCAGUCUAAUAUUUAAGCACCUGCACCUGGAAUUUGGAGUCUAUUGUGAUUCUUUUCUUAUUCACAUGAUGACUGCUCCUCAGACUUGAUGCAUGACACCCAUGACGAUUUUCAGUUGGCCGCAAGCAGAAGCAUGGCUUUCAAAAUCUCUAUUUGCAGUUGUAAGAUGGUAUCUAUAAUGCAUUUAGUUUGCAAAAGUAUCGUAUAAUGCGGAAUAUAGGUCGAGGGGGAAUAUAGGUCGACCCCCUUACCUUGACUAGCAAAAAAAGAAAGAAAAACGCGCAAUAGUUCACAGAUUCAGUCCUCCAAGCUGUCUGAGCUCUCCUCCGACGACGACUGCUUAUCGCUAGCCGCCUCCCAUAGCAUGUCGUCCUCAGUGCCGUCGAGAGCAUUGCUAAUGCAGCACUUCUUAAAUGCGCGCACCACCAUCUCUUCAGGCAGAGACCUCCAUGCCUCGGAGACCCAACCAGAAACUGUCGCGAGAGGUGGCCUGCGCAGCCGGCCUGUCGGCGUCCGCAGGUCGUUGCCAGCCAUCCAUUCGGUGUACAGCGCACGCACCCGGUCCUUGAAAGGUUUAUUAAGGACAAUGUCUAGCGGUUGGAGUGUUGACGUCAUCCCUCCCGGAAUGACGACAAGAUCCGUCUUUCCAUCGCGAAGGCUCUUCUUCACCGAUGCGGUCAAUUGCCCGCGAAUGCAUUUAACACGAGCAUGUUCCGGUGCUGCAGGAGUGCUCCGGGCUGCCGGUUCCACACCGUCCGGAUCCACUCGCGCAUUAGGACCUCGUCUAUAUACCCCUUCUCGUUGACACGGACGACGACAUCCCGUGGGAAGGGCUCCUUCGGCAUCGUCUUCUGCUUGAAGAUGAUGAAGGGUGGCAACUCUCUGCCAUCGGACGUGCAGGAAAGCAUAACGGUGAAGCGCGAAUGCUCGCUUCUGGUCAACAAAAGCUUCACCUCUUUUGCCCUGCAUUCGCAAACAGUCGUGGACGACGGCAUGUCGAACCACACCAACGUUUCGUCAGCGUUGCCAAUCUGGUCUAGCAUGUAGCCAUGCUGCCGCCGGAGGCUGUUCACGUAGAGUUGAAACUCUAUCAAUUUGUCCUCGUACGCCUCCGGCAGCUUCUGGCAUACCGACGUGCGCCGUCGAAGGGCAAAUCGCUUGCGUCGCAUGAAGCGACGAACCCAAUAAACGAAUCUCUUGAAGUCUUUCUUUGAUAGACUGGCUUCACGGGCGAGCUCGACGGCUUUUGAUCGAAUGAGCUCCGCAUUCACCGGCAGGGAUCUGGCACGGUACUCGCGGACGAAAUCCGCCACUUUGUCUUCGAGUUCCAGGGGCACAGCUCGGCGACCGCGAAACGUCUUCCUCACGUUACACACUGACAGUUUGGAUUUUUGGUUGCGCCAGUACCUAACGCUUUUCUCAGACACACCAAACUGUCGCUGUGUCGCCAUGUUGCCAUUCGCCUCCGUGAAUUCAAUAACUUUUCUUUUAAACGCGGCGGUUAACUGGUGCCGCGUCCCCGUAUUCAUGGCUAGUCGCAGAGUAACGUCGACACUCGCUACGAACCACCCAUGCUACAAACACUAAAUCAACAAGAAAAAAAGAAAUAGCUCCGGCCCAAAGAGGCCAUGUUGAUGCUGAUGCCAACGUUACUAGGUUCUUCUUCAGUUGGCAAACUCUGCUGGGAUGAGGCGGUGAAACGUGGGCCCUUUCGUUUACCGCUCCCUAGGUGGCGCUUCCGAUCCCGUUUGACAGGUCGCUGCGACGUAAUGGAUCAUAUGCACAGUGUUAAACGGAGUUCUUGCGGUUAAUUUGGCGUUGCGGGAGUUAUUUUCUGUGAUAGUGCACUAAGGUUAUUAUGAGUGGGCAAUUAAAGCACAAGUUGUGCGGCUAAUGCGGUGCCACAUGGCGGAGAUGCGACUGCUAUGCCUGAAUCUUGCUGGCUUUGUGUUAAUUUAGCCGUAUUGCGUUUUUGUUAUUUAAAAUUGAACUGUAUAUAUUAAAUAACCGUUGCAGUGGGCUUAAGGGUAAAUACUGGAGGACUAUGCACUUGGAUUCAGGUGCAUGUUAGAGAAACCACAGGUUGCCAAAUUUUUCAAAGCUCUUCACGGUGUGCCUCGUAAUCGUAUAACCUUAGUUAUUGUUAUAUGAUGAGGCACACACCACAUUCACCGGAUGCUGCUGGAGAUAUUAAAAGUGUAAAACCUAGAAUAAUUUGUUCGUUACAGAUAACUCAAAUUUACGAUCCGAACUAUUUCUGUUUUUUUUCAAGGAAAGAUAGCACACGAAUUCAAUAAAUGCAUGUCCCUUAUAAGGCUAUAAAAUGCAAAAUACAAUGAGUUCAGCAAAGUCUUAUUGAACGAAAACAAUUUAUUGAAUGCUGCAACAAACUGGAAGUCACUUUUGUUCACGCAGUAUCAAAACUACUUCACUGUGAACAUUGUGCACGUAGUCAAGAUAUCGUCCUCCUGGAAGUGGAGGUCGCACACAGCACAAGAUCUUGAUAGUUCGUUAUCCAAUCUCGGUAUUGCUCGUUGCCACUGUUGAAGACCCACCUCAUCAACACGUGGCUUGAAAAAGUGCCUUUUUUCGGUCGCAUAUUACGUUGAGUCGAAGCCGCUUCGGCAGCCAGUGACAAAGCAGCGAGGCAUGUUUUAUAACAUCAAAAAACAGUCGCACGUUGCAUGAGAGCUAUGCAGCUAACAACCAGCACGAUAAUACAACAGAGCUGACAGCAAGUUAGACACAUUGUCAAUUGUCACCAUGAUAUCGCAGUAAGCAGCAGUGGGAGUACGAACUGUGAGAGUGUCGUCGAGCUCGCUGAGACACACAAUGAUAGCGAUUGCCACGGAACACACUUGCACUAUACUUGCAGGCUACGAAGAAACACUUACUGUUUCGCUUCGCCGGCGUGGUCGGUGACGUGCGCCUAACCGCCAUGAUCCUCGUCAGACCAGUCAAAAAACGAAGAGUGCGCCCCCUCGUGGUGGUACAUAGAAGGGUGACACCUGCGGCGGCGCAGUUUGCUGAGAGAAGAAUCUAGUAACGUUGGCUGAUGACCAAAAAGCAUGUGGCACUUCUUGUUGCCAGACGAUCUUUUGGUUUAUGCCAAGGGCCGGUAUAUAGGUCGAGGGGUGACUUUUCAUUGACAUUUUUUGGAAAAAAUCUCGACCUAUAUUCCGCACUAUACGGUAAGGCCUUCAACCUAUGUGUUUGUUGUGUAGAGCUGUUGCAUUGGUAUGGGCUCAUUAUCAAGGGUGCUUCCAGGUCAUGCCACCGAUAGUAUCAUCGUGUUGCCUGUGUUUUUCUUGUGCUUGUAAGUCGUUCUCAUAUUGUGCCAUGCCACGAGCAGAAACCAGAAGACUUCUGAGGAGGUGCACGUGCACUCCACUUUUUUCUGGCGGGAAAAUGUUACUGCCACCAUCUUAAAGCGACACUAAAAAGCAAAAUGCUUUUUCACAUAUUAGUAAAGUACAA
Messenger RNA from Rhipicephalus microplus (southern cattle tick), 5934 nucleotides. RefSeq names its product visceral mesodermal armadillo-repeats (gene vimar). Gene Ontology annotation, biological process: positive regulation of GTPase activity. The record is from RefSeq and is a predicted model, not a curated record. Gene Ontology annotation, molecular function: guanyl-nucleotide exchange factor activity; protein binding. NCBI's taxonomy places the organism in Eukaryota, Metazoa, Arthropoda, Arachnida, Ixodida, Ixodidae.